AUGCGGUACACCGCGCUCUACAUGGCGAGGCACAACGCCAUAGUCGCCAGGAUCAAGAAGGCGGCAUCCACGAAGUUUGAGGUCCUCUCCGAGAAUCAGGUCCUGGGCAACCAGGGCUUGAGACCGGAUAUUGUUCUGAAGAAGGGCCCAAACAUCUUCGUCGUGGACGUCACCGUGCCUUUCGACAACCGGCUAGCCGCUUUCGAGGCAGCGGCGGCUGAGAAGGGCAAGUACGAGCAGCUGCGGGCCGAGUUGGCAGCGCUGCAUGGGUGCGAGGCAACGGUCGUGCCCGUCAUAGUUGGUGCCCUCGGCUCGUGGGAUCCGGCCAACGACCCGUUUAUGAGGACGCUUUGCAGUCGCUCGUAUGCUGCCCUGAUGCGGAAGCUGUGUGUGAGCGACACCAUCUCAGCUUCCCGAGAUAUUUACAUCGAGCACAUUUCCGGGGUGCGACAGGUGAGGGCUUAG
Molecule: messenger RNA, 465 nt
Organism: Macrosiphum euphorbiae (potato aphid)
Lineage: Eukaryota; Metazoa; Arthropoda; Insecta; Hemiptera; Aphididae
Source: the annotation of a GenBank genome assembly